This is a messenger RNA of Acytostelium subglobosum LB1, 1674 nucleotides long. RefSeq lists its product as hypothetical. Gene Ontology annotation, molecular function: ATP hydrolysis activity; heat shock protein binding; ATP-dependent protein folding chaperone. The coding region runs from base 1 to 1674 and encodes 557 amino acids. The record is from RefSeq and is a predicted model, not a curated record. Gene Ontology annotation, cellular component: cytoplasm; nucleus; membrane. NCBI's taxonomy places the organism in Eukaryota, Evosea, Eumycetozoa, Acytosteliales, Acytosteliaceae. Gene Ontology annotation, biological process: cellular response to unfolded protein; endoplasmic reticulum unfolded protein response; protein refolding. The transcript has 2 exons.
AUGACUCCAUCAUAUGUCGCAUUCACUGACAAUGAUAUAUUGAUUGGUGAAGCGGCCAAGAACCAAGCAAUACUCAAUCCAAACAAUACCAUAUUCAAUCAUAAACGUAUACUUGGAAGAAAGUUCUCAGAUCCAAUAGUACAAGAUGCAAUCAAGUGGUCUUUAUAUAAGAUUGUAAAGGCUGAGGAUGAUGACAAGCCACUAAUUAUGGUCACGAUAAUGGGAGAGGAGAAGAUGUACAGUCCAGAGGAGAUCACUGCAAUGUUAUUAAAAAGAAUAAUGGAGAAUGCACAAGUAUACCUUGGCCACCCAGUCAAGAAUGUCUAUCUAAAUUGUCCAACUGGUUCCAACGACUUUCAACGUCAUGGUAUCAGGGAAGCUGGUGCCAUAGCAGGUCUAGACGUCUUGAGGGUCGUUAGUUCUUCAACACUAGCCUGUAAAGCCUACGAUCUGGCAAAGUACAAUCUCGAGAAGAACUUUCUGGUCUUUGACCUUGGCGGCAGCUCUCUUGAAGUUUCAGCUCUCACAUCUGACAAUGGCGUCUACGAAGUGUUGGCUACACAUGGAGACACACACCUUGGUGGCAAAGACUUUGACCUUCGUCUUAUGGAUCACCUUUUGGCAACUUUCUUGAACAAGACCAACUUGGACGCAUCGAACGAUCGACAAGCAAUGCAGAAGCUUACCCUGGCCACUGAGCAAGCUAAGCAUUUGCUCUCGUUAAGAAAUGAGACAACAAUAGACAUUCAAGACUUCUUUGAUGGGCAUCAUCUCAACGAGACAGUGACACGCGAUCAGUUCGUUGAGCUUAACAUCGAUCUCUUUAAGAGGACUCUCGAGUCCGUAAAGCGAGUGAUUGAAGAGAGUGGUCUCAAGAUCUCUGAGUUUCAUGAUCUCGUCUUGAUGGGUGGCUCCCUGCAUAUACCCAAAUUGCGACAGAUGGUUAGCGACUUACUACUCAAUGGCCCACAAAUACAUCGUGGCAUUAAUCCUGAAGAUACUGCUUCCAUUGGCGCUGUAGUUAUGGGAAAUGUACUCACUAAGGAUCAACAAUGGAGUUGUGGACUUCCAAACUUGGUCUUCAAUCCAUUGCCAUUUGGUAUCGAGACAAUGGGUGGCAUAAUGACUUCAAUCAUUGAGAAGAACUUCAUUGUCCCUACUAAGAGAUCCCAAGAGUUCACAACCGUACUCGACAAUCAAGACAAGAUGUCAAUCAAGGUGUUUGCAGGCAUGCGAACAAUGGCCAAAGACAACAUACCGUUGGGCAUUAUCGAGUUGUCUGGAAUCCCACCAAUGCCACGUGGUGAACCUCGUAUCCAAGUCUUGAUCGAGUUCAGCAUGGAUAAUAAGGUCAAUGUUCAUGUCAAGGUAGAUGGCACGGAAAUCAAACAUAACUUAACCAACAUCGAAUUUAACAUGGAGCCUGAAGACUUUGAGAAGCACAUUGAGGAGGCCUCGAACUUAUUCGAUGAGGACCAAGCCAUGAGGUUGAUGGUCGACGAACAUUUGGCCAAUUAUCAAGGUAGAACUGAUGAGUUAUUCAUAAUGGACGAUAGCCUUGGACUCGUGCCCGUCACGCCAUACUAUGAGUAUAACUAUGUCGAGAGUGGUCUUGGAGAUGACAUAAGUGAAUUUUUACUUGGAACGAUUAUGAACUUAAAGCAAAGAGGAUAA